GGGAGACCGGAUAUAGUGAGUGCGGGGUCCGGGGAGAGCGGAUAUAGUGAAUGCGGGGUCCGGGGAGAGCGGAUAUAGUGAAUGCGGGGUCCGGGGGAGAGCGGAUAUAGUGAAUGCAGGGGUCCGGGGAGAGCAGGAUAUAGUGAAUGCAGGGUCCGGGGGAGAGUGGAUAUAGUGAAUGCGGGGUCCGGGGGAGAGCGGAUAUAGUGAAUGCAGGGUCCGGGGAGAGAGCGGAUAUAGUGAAUGCGGGGUCUGGGGAGAGCGGAUAUAGUGAAUGCGGGGUCCGGGAGAGCGGAUAUAGUGAAUGCGGGGUCCGGGGAGAGCGGAUAUAGUGAAUGCAGGGUCUGGGGAGAGCGGAUAUAGUGAAUGCGGGGUCUGGGGAGAGCGGAUAUAGUGAAUGCGGGGUCCGGGGAGAGCGGAUAUAGUGAAUGCGGGGUGCGGGGAGA
Molecule: messenger RNA, 446 nt
Organism: Staurois parvus
Lineage: Eukaryota; Metazoa; Chordata; Amphibia; Anura; Ranidae
Source: the annotation of a GenBank genome assembly